AUGCUUGCUACUGGAGUUCUAGUGUUUGCGUUUCUUAAUGUAGUCCAAACUUCCUCUCUGUCUGUGGUAACAGAUGAUGAAACAAAAAACUUAACUAGUCUCAACCUUGAUACAUUGGAUUCUAACAAUGUGGACGUAUUUAGACAGCUUCUAAACCAGGAAACCAUCAUCAGAAUGACCUUGGUCAAGAAUGUUCACGCACUAAUGAAAGAUAUGCUGACAUUACAAGAAAAACUAACUGUGGCCGAAAACAAGAUUUCCACAAUUCAAACAUCGACUGAUCAAGAAAUAUCGUUACUUAAAAAAGAGAUAGAUAUAUUACAAACGGAGAAUUCUUUUUUGAAAAAUCACAGUGCCUUCUGUAAAAAUGAUUUAGAGAAGCUUAAUGAAAACUUGGAUAAUGUUACAAAAAGUCUAACCGAUGUGAAAGUUGAGGUUAGGUAUUUGACUAUUACGUUAUUUGAUAUUAAUGAUCGCUAUCGUGAAAUGGAAAAGCUGCUUCAGUGUUUUAAUGUAUCUACGGAGAAUAUAAAAUCAGAAAUAGAAGACAACGACCAAAAACAAUCAACAGCACUCUUGGAAAUGAAAACGCAACAUAUGAAAACUAUUGAAAAAAUCCAUAACACAACACGGGCUCUUAAGGCGGAUAUUAACCAAUAUCAAAUGGACCAUUUGAAGUUAUCAGCUUCUGUGUCAUCUUUGGAACUUUUCCGUAAUAACCAGACAAGCAUUAAAUGUGAUCCAAAACAAGAAGUAGCUUUCACUGCUGCAGUAACAUCAUUGAGUACAACUUGGAAUAGCGGGACUUUGAUGUUCAAUGUGGUUCUAACGAAUGUCGGAAAUGGAUACAACCCCAGCACAGGGGUUUUCACCUCCCCCGGGGAAGGUACUUACGUAUUCUAUGUCAGUGCUCUUGAAUAUCUUCAGCAGUAUCUAGGAUUAGAAAUAGUACUGAACAACGUGCCGAAAGUCAGACUGAUCGGUGAGAGCGCUGCUGCAUACCAGACAGGAACUAACAUGGUCGUUUUGAAUCUCCAAAAGGGAGACAGUGUCUGGGUGAGACAUCAUCACGGAAAAGGCUAUUACAGUCAUAGCAUACCAGUUACAACUUUUUCAGGGUUUCUUCUUCCCUCAUAAAAGAUGAUAUACCAAAUCAAUUUUUGUGGCCUCUUUCUUCUAAGCUGCUUUUUAUAUUUUAAUAAUUUUAUAACAAAAUUGAUUAAAUUUACACGUUUCACAAAAUAUUUAAAAUGAAUCAUUUUCAAAACUUUAAUCAUUAGAUGAUAAGUCGUGUUUGUUUCUACAAUUUAAUGGAUAUAUUUGUGGUGUUUAUAACUAUGAUACUAUUAUAUUAGUAUAUAUUAGUAUUACUAUUAUUAUAUUUUAAUUAUUCAAAAACGAGUAAAAAAGUACAUAAGAUUUGUUAAACACUGCAAAAAAAAAAAACUCCAACACAGACAUGUGUAAUAUUGUUCGUCAAAUGCCUGGUUUAUGUGUUUGUAUGUCUCUUUCUAGAAGAAUAUAUCUGAGAGAGAGAGAGAGAGAGAGAGAGAGAGAGAGAGAGAGAGAGAGAGAGAUUCAUCAGAAAAUAUCCCGUGCGUAAAUUAUUCCCUCUGUUUCUUACAACAAUCAAUUGUGAUUCAAACAUAGAUGGCAAAAAGACACGCGAUCCAGUGAAAUAGUCUACAAGUCGUUGUA
Molecule: messenger RNA, 1698 nt
Organism: Magallana angulata
Lineage: Eukaryota; Metazoa; Mollusca; Bivalvia; Ostreida; Ostreidae
Exons: 3
Coding region: 1-1137 (378 amino acids)
Molecular function (GO): protein binding
Source: RefSeq, a predicted model, not a curated record